GGUGCCUAAAUUUUUUUCCUACUGGUAUAAAAAAUCAUUAAAGAUAGACUCGGUGUGGGGUUGGGCGUCACCCCCGCUGCGCCUUCAGCUAGCUGGGGGGAGCCGAGGAGCCUCGGGUAGCACUGCUGCCCAAGCAUCCUCAAAUACGAGGAUGGGUGAAAUGGUUGAACGAGCACCAUCACCGGCACGCUUAAGUCAUACAUCCGAGAAGCAUCCUCGUGCAACCCUCACUGAAUUAAAUGUACUGAGACGUCAUCGUGAACUUUGUGAUGUUGUACUUAAUGUUGGAACAAGAAAAAUAUUUGCACAUCGUGUUAUUCUAUCAGCAUGUAGUCCAUAUUUUAGAGCAAUGUUUACUGGUGAACUUGCUGAAUCACGUCAAACAGAAGUUACAAUACGUGAUAUUGAUGAAAUAGCAAUGGAACUGUUGAUUGAUUUUUGUUAUACAUCACAUAUUAUUGUUGAAGAAGCUAAUGUACAAACAUUAUUACCAGCUGCAUGUUUACUACAACUUGCUGAAAUACAAGAUAUAUGCUGUGAAUUUUUAAAACGCCAACUUGAUCCAUCAAAUUGUUUGGGUAUACGUGCAUUUGCUGAUACACAUUCAUGUCGUGAAUUAUUACGUAUUGCUGAUAAAUUUACACAACAUAAUUUUCAAGAAGUUAUGGAAAGUGAAGAAUUUUUAUUAUUACCAGUUGGACAACUUGUUGAUAUAAUAUCAUCUGAUGAAUUAAAUGUUAGAACAGAAGAACAGGUGUUUAGUUCAGUUAUGAAUUGGGUUAAAUAUAAUGUUAGUGAAAGACGUCAAAAUUUAUCACAAGUAUUACGUUACGUACGUUUGCCAUUAUUAUCACCAAAAUUUUUAGUUGGUACUGUUGGUUCUGAUUUACUUGUUAGAUCAGAUGAUGCAUAUCGUGAUUUAGUUGAUAAAGCAAAUUAUUUAUUGUUACCUCAAGAAAGACCAUUAAUGCAAGGACCAAGAACAAGACCACGUAAACCAACAAGAAGAGGUGAAGUAUUAUUUGCUGUUGGUGGUUGGUGUUCUGGUGAUGCAAUAGCAUCUGUUGAACGUUUUGAUCCAAAUACGGCUGAUUGGAAAAUGGUUGCACCAAUGAGUAAAAGAAGAUGUGGUGUUGGUGUUGCUGUAUUAAAUGAUUUAUUAUAUGCUGUUGGUGGACAUGAUGGACAAAGUUAUUUAAAUAGUAUUGAAAGAUAUGAUCCACAAACAAAUCAAUGGUCAUGUGAUGUUGCACCAACAACAUCAUGUCGUACAAGUGUUGGUGUUGCUGUACUUGAUGGUUUUUUAUAUGCUGUUGGUGGACAAGAUGGUGUACAGUGUUUAAAUCAUGUUGAAAGAUAUGAUCCAAAAGAGAAUAAAUGGUCAAAAGUAUCACCAAUGACAACAAGAAGACUUGGUGUUGCUGUUGCUGUACUUGGUGGUUAUUUAUAUGCUAUUGGUGGUUCUGAUGGACAAUCACCAUUAAAUACAGUUGAAAGAUAUGAUCCAAGACAAAAUAAAUGGUCACAAGUAUCACCAAUGUCAACAAGAAGAAAACAUUUAGGCUGUGCUGUAUUUAAUAAUCUUAUUUAUGCUGUUGGUGGUAGAGAUGAUUGUAUGGAAUUAUCAAGUGCUGAGCGUUACAAUCCACAUACAAAUACAUGGAGUCCAAUUGUUGCAAUGACAUCAAGAAGAAGUGGGGUUGGUCUUGCUGUUGUUAAUGGACAAUUAUAUGCUGUUGGUGGUUUUGAUGGUACUGCAUAUUUAAAAACAAUUGAAGUUUAUGAUCCUGAACAAAAUCAAUGGAGAUUAUGUGGUUGUAUGAAUUAUAGAAGACUUGGUGGUGGUGUUGGUGUAAUGAGGGCACCACAAACUGAAAACUAUAUUUGGUAGCUCAGGCCCCCCUCUUCAGCUUCAUCAGCUGAAACAUUAUUAACAACAACACCUGCUGUUACACCAGUAACACCAGUUACACCACCUUCACCACCACCAUUACCAAUAUCUGGUCAUAAUUCUGUAUCAAAUAAUACCAGAAAAAGAUAUCGACGCUCUAUGAGCAUUAUAUGAUAAAUUUUAUUUAUUUAUUUUUAUUAAUAUUGUUAAUUUUUAGUUGACGAAUCUCUAGCUAAUGAAUUUAUAUAU
Messenger RNA from Aphidius gifuensis, 2140 nucleotides. RefSeq names its product kelch-like protein diablo. Gene Ontology annotation, molecular function: protein binding. Lineage: Eukaryota; Metazoa; Arthropoda; Insecta; Hymenoptera; Braconidae. The record is from RefSeq and is a predicted model, not a curated record.